AUUGCCAUCCUAGCCGAUCCCCUUUCCUCGAGGCUCGAGGGCGAGGUAUCCACCCCGCUCCUCCCUAAGUCCCUAUCGCGCGACGCCGCCGCCAACCCCACGCUCGCACGCCGUCGGCUCCUUCCCUCCCCGAGCUCCUCCAGCCUCCUCCCUGCCCCCCUGCAACGCCGCCUCCACCUGCCCCUUCCUCCGUCGCCGCCUCCCAUCAGCCGCCGGUCAUCACACCGCACCUCUUCCUCCCCCCAGCCGCCACGGCGCGCCGCCCCGGCCGGGCGGUUCCUGCCCCGAUUGGACGCCGUGAGCAGGGGGAGACAUGAUUUACACGGCGAUCGACACGUUCUACCUCACGGACGAGCAGCUGCGCGAGUCGCCGUCGCGGAAGGAUGGGAUCGACGAGGCCGCCGAGACGACCCUCCGCGUCUACGGCUGCGACCUCAUCCAGGAGAGCGGCAUCCUCCUCAGGCUACCUCAAGCAGUGAUGGCCACAGCACAAGUACUGUUCCAUCGGUUUUACUGCAAGAAAUCAUUUGCACGAUUUAGCGCUAAGAGAGUUGCUGCUAGCUGUGUUUGGUUAGCUGGGAAGUUGGAGGAGAGUCCAAGAAGGUCAAAGCAUAUCAUAUUUGUCUUCCAUAGAAUGGAAUGCAGGAGAGAAAGCCUACCAAUAGAAUUCUUGGAUGUGUUUUCAACGAAAUAUACAGAACUGAGGCAUGAUCUGAUAAGGACCGAACGACAUCUGCUGAAGGAGAUGGGGUUUAUCUGCCACGUUGAACACCCGCACAAGUUCAUCUCGAACUACCUAGCAACACUCGAAGCCCCUGAGCUGACACAAGAAGCGUGGAACCUUGCCAAUGAUAGCUUGCGGACAACUCUUUGUGUACGGUUUAAGAGUGAAGUAGUAGCAUGCGGAGUUGUGUAUGCUGCAGCUAGGAGGCACCGGGUUCCCCUCCCAGAAGAGCCUCCUUGGUGGACAGUCUUUGAUGCCGAUGAGGCAGCAAUUCAGGAAGUUUGCAGGGUUCUUGCUCACCUCUACAGCCUCCCAAAGGCACAAUAUAUACCAGUGUAUAAAGAUAAUGAUUCCUUCAGUGUUAGAAGGGCCUUGGAUACACACGCGUCUAAGGAGAGUCCAGCAAGUGCCGUUGCUAGUGAUAGGGGUACUCCUGUACCUUCGAGUUCUAGCCAGGAGAAGAAUUCACUGGCCAAGGCAGGACGAGAGAAAGUGAAGGAAAACAGUGAUACCAAGGAUAAGCUGUUGCCUGCUGAGCUAAAUGGGAAAGGAGACCAGGCAGUGAAUUCGAAGAGUGACAGGAUACUCGGACAAGGAGAAAUCAAGGCACCGCUCGUCACGCGACCGCGCCGGCUACUACUCGUCUGGAGACAAAGAUCAUCGGCACAGGCGCCAUUGAUUCAGCCGAGCUUCCCUGUUGUAAGAACAUCUAUCUUAGCUAAUUUAUAUAUAUACUCCCUCCGUCCUGAAUUACUUUGUCUUGAUACAAGUAAUUUGCGACGGAGGACCGCAAAGAUGCAGAAAGAGAAGAGGAAGAGGGGCCAUGAAGCCAGUCGCGACUCAUUGGUUUCAAGGGCUACGCCUCGCGAAACACGCAUUAUAGAGCGAGAGAAGAGGAAGAGGGAUCAAGAAUUUAGUCGUGGCUCAUUGGUUUCAAGUGCUACUCCUCGCGAAAUACGCAUUAUAGAGCGGGAGAAGAGGAAGAGGAACUAAGAACCCAGUCGUGGCUCAUUGGUUUCAAGUGCUACUCCUCGCGGAACACGCAUUAUAGAGCGAACGAAGAGGAAGAGGGUCCAAGAAGCCAGUCGUGGCUCAUUGCUUUCAACUGUUACUCCUGAUGGGGAACCAUUAUUUCAGCUGCCGACAGAGAAGAGCAAGAUGGACUAUGUGCUUUCAACUGUUACUCCUCGCCAAAGACGCAAUAUAGAACGAAUGGUGCAACUCAACAAGACCAUGGACAAGUGCAAUGAAGAUUAUUUGGAACGAUUUGGAUGUCCUGAUCCACCUGUUCCGAGCCGGAGUUUUGUAGAGAAGCCAUUUGGCUAUACAGAUGCAGUUUCUGAUGAUUCAUUGACUUCCAAGGUUGUCUCGCUUGCUUUAUAUGAUGGAGAUAAGAUGUUAUUUGCAUGCUCGGGCUUAGCUUUACAACACAAGGGAACGACGUUUCCAGUUGUGUCAAGAUUUGUGACUUCAAAACGUUUGGUUUCAGAAUUUGAAAAAAACAGAAACAGAGCGGAUAAUUUGAGGGUAAAUGUGAUCGUUUGGGCUGAUCCACUACCCUUUUCAAUACAGAUUAAUGUGCGCCUUCCCAACAAAGCAAGUUUCGAUGGGUUCUUGGGGCUAUAUGAUAGUCAUAUUGCGAUUGUCACGUCCUUCCGCUUCGCAAAAGUACUUCCUGUAGAUCUGCACUCUCAUAUAGAUUGGCAGCAUGAUCUAGUAGCUGUUGGGCGAGCCUUUAGCUCGGGCACUUUGAUGAGCACUGCCAGGAAGCCUAUUGAUAUCCUAUCACAGCAGCAAGCUACAGAUGCUCUGAUCCCUUUCCCUUGUCCUAUCACAGAGGCUGGACUUGGAGGGCCAGUUAUUAAUCUAGCCGGGGACGUUGUGGGAUUGAGCAUUGAGGUUGACAUCGAUAAGGAAACUACCUGGUUCCUACCACGUGUGGCGCUUCGCGUACACUUGGAAUAUUUGGAGAAGCUCACCCCAAACUCUACGAACUUCCGUGAAUAUACCUUGCCUGAUGGUGUUUACAGCAUAGUCCCAUCAGGAUUUAUGGCAGAUGUGAACUAUUUAAAAUCAUGUGGAUAUCCUCAGCCACCACCACUUGUGCUCGAAGGCGGUGGGAGAUUGUUUAAUACAUUUGAAGAGGAAUUUGGUCAAUUAUAUGGUUAUAAGGACUACGAUUGCAAUCUUGAUCAUCGUAGCUCUGGGGAGCAGAUUAAAGUACUUCUCCCACCGAAACAGGUCGUUGAUGGGACACUGGAACUGUACCAUUCAGAUUAUAACAUUGCUGUCAUCAGUCUAAAGAAGCCUCUAUAUGGUAUUCGUCCAGAAUAUAUUUUCAGCACGGCGAAAAGGCCACCAAUAGUAGUAGCUAUAGGGCGGGAGGCUCAGGAUGGAUUAUUGAUGGGGACAAUCGGUAAAGCGGUCAAGAAGUUUGCGGAUGAGAAACUUCCUUGCGAAGACCUUAAGCUGUCUACUUGUAAAAUCAAGAAGGUUGGGAUUGGAGGGCCCCUUGUUAAUAUUGUUAAUGGAUUGUUUGCUGGCAUGAACUUCUAUGGUGAAACUGAUGUAACUCCUUACCUGCCGAGGGCAAUCAUCGUGGAAGUUUUAAGCGGGAUUGAUCUCCCAUCUCAAAGAGGAAUGGACCAUGCCACUGACAUAAUGGGUGACGCGACAGUUAAGAAAAACAGGUGGCCGGUGCCUAAGCCAUAUUGGUACCAUCCCUUAUUCGAUGAUGAUGCUCCGUUGCAUUUUUAUGGAAGGCAACUCCAGUAG
Triticum aestivum (bread wheat) is the source of this 3499-nucleotide messenger RNA. RefSeq lists its product as uncharacterized. The transcript has 23 exons. The record is from RefSeq and is a predicted model, not a curated record. NCBI's taxonomy places the organism in Eukaryota, Viridiplantae, Streptophyta, Magnoliopsida, Poales, Poaceae.